Molecule: messenger RNA, 2079 nt
Organism: Fusarium sp. VM40
Lineage: Eukaryota; Fungi; Ascomycota; Sordariomycetes; Hypocreales; Nectriaceae
Source: the annotation of a GenBank genome assembly
AUGUCGCGCCAAUACCAGUAUCACAACAACUCUAGGCUUCCCACCAGCAUCCAGUCCAUAGGCCAUGUAUUAUCAGUCAACGCACAGCAGCUGGCGCACCAGCUAAGAGUAUGGGCCUCUGGGCCGGGAAAACGUAUGGCAAUGUCAGCGAGUGAACGAGUCGCACGACGAAUACAACGCAAUCUUACAUCGAGACGACUGUUGAGCUUUCCUCAUCUGCUGGUCUUGAUCUGGGUCGUUGCGCUGCUGUAUGGUGAGAGGUGGGUGUUCAAUAGCAAGGUCGCAAGUUGCGAUUGGGACCAUUGGGAGAAAUGGCCAAAAGAUGCGAAACCUCACCACCUCGUCUUUGUCGCCGACCCUCAAAUCAUCGAUCCGCAUUCCUACCCAGGCCGUCCCUGGCCUCUCAACCCCCUCACCGUCCUCGUCACCGACAACUACCUGCGACGUGGCUACCGGGCCAUGCAAGGCCGGCUUAACCCCGACAGUCUAUUCUUCCUCGGCGAUUUGUUUGACGGCGGUCGCGAGUGGAAGACCCGAGAGGGUAAAUUCGUCGAUCCAAAAUGGGGACGGGGUCGUUCCAAGGAUGAGAAGAAGCUGGUUCAGUCGUGGCACGAGAAAUACGGCGAGGAUUUCUGGUUGCACGAGUACCAGAGGUUCGGGAAUAUCUUCUUUAAACACUUCAACGACGGCGGCGAGGUACCGGGAUCAUGGCAGCGUGGGCGAAAACUGGUGACGAGUCUGCCUGGAAACCACGAUCUGGGCUUCGGCGCGCAAGUACAAGUUUCUGUCCGGAAUCGCUUCAGCGCAUUCUUUGGCGACGUCAACCGCGUGGACGUUGUUGGAAACCAUACACUUGUAUCUGUGGAUUCGGUCUCCCUGAGUGCAGAUACCUCAGAGUGGAAGAACAAGCAUGACUUGAAGCCCAUUUACGGACCAGUAAAUGAGUUUCUGGAUGGCGUGAAAGUAACCAAAAGAAAGGCAGUAGAGGAAGAGUUGCGCCAUUACUACGAUCUCAAUGGAGGCCUACGAUAUCCUCAUAAUGUCGAAGAGCUCGACAAAUCACAUCCUACCUGGGGAAGUAGCUCCGAAGCGAAUAAGGGCGACGGCCCCGACUUUCCUACAAUUCUCCUUACUCAUGUUCCGUUAUAUCGAGCCCCCGGAACACCUUGCGGACCUCAACGAGAGCAUUGGCCGCCUGCGACACCUCCCAAGGGCCAGAAGGAGCCAGUGUUCCCUGAUAACCGAAAUGCACUGAGUAUUGUCGGCGGAUAUCAAUACCAGAAUGUUCUCAACGAACAAGACUCCGUCAGGCUGGUGAAGAGCAUAGGUAACAUCAAGCAUGUCUUUUCUGGUGAUGAUCACGACUACUGCGAGGUGGUGCAUUCUGAUGCCAAGGAGAACGUGCGUGAAAUCACCGUCAAAAGUAUGAGCAUGGCUAUGGGUGUCCCUACACCAGGAUUUCAGAUGGUCAGCAUGUAUAACCCGGUUGAUGCUCAGGGAAGACCACUUCCUGGAGCGCCUGAGCAGACCAUUCAGACGCAUCUGUGUCUUCUGCCGAAUCAGCUCCAUACAUACAUGCAGUAUAUCAUCUUCUUCGUGGCAACUCUCGUCCUUCUACUCAUUCGCGCAGCACUUGUUCCUGCGCUUUCACUUACCCCUUUCGCCCUCGAGCCUGAGAAGUCAUCAGCCUCGGCUGUUCUGCCUGUGUAUAAGGACAAGAUGGACCCUCCUGAGGCUUCAUCAUACCGCAACACGACAUCUUCAGGUACCUCGGCGCAUCAUCUACCUUCACGCCUAUCCGCCGCAGCACCCCGCAACGCAAGGAGCACAUCUCCUGGCCAGACAUCAGGUCGAUGGCAGGCUCGGCGGGGAGGACGUAACGACAAGCGCUGGGGCUGGGGGUCUGCAGGCGGACCGCGCAUCCAUCUCGACGAUAACUACUUCAGCACAGAAGCUCAAGAUAGACGCGUGGGUGGUAGAAAAGCCCUUCGAGUGAUUGGUCGCGAGUUGUGGACAAGCACAUGGCGUGUGGCUUGGAUGGCAGUCUCAUUUUUUGCAUACCUUGCAUGGAGAGGGUAG